GGAGUUCAGGCCAAGGCCGUCUGGCUGACAUAAAGUGUCUUUCCCGUUGCAUGGCUGUCUGGCUGGAAGGGGUCCUGUCACAAGGAACAAGUCACCCAGGGCCUGGUGGUCUGACUGUUGUAAAAACUUUGAGAUAACAUUAUCAAACAGUACAUUUUCCUGUGUCUACAAGACUGAUUCUUUAACAUUCCUUAGAAUCCAAUGACAAGGCUAAAAGGCACAGGGUUGAGUGUGGAGAGCCAAGAUGUCUGUUUACUAGCAAUCCUAUAUAUUGGCUGAUGCUCCCAGAUGGGGGAAAUGAGUCACAUAGUUUAGUUACUUGUUACUUGGUAACAAGUCACAGGAAGACUUCAUAUACUCAACCAUUCUGUGAUUAAAAAUGCAUUUACUUUCUAAGAGCAAUUUGCUUCCCCUUCCUUUUUUUUUUGGGGGGGGGAAGAGUCUUCUCUAGGAGUCAACUAAUGAGAAUCUGAGAACCACUGGCAUGUUGGCACGUCACACAGCCCCCUGAGAUACAUUUUUCUUUUUCUGUACUCAGCCUCUCCCCCCAAAUUUGUGCUCCUUAUUCUUGUGGUUCCAAGGUCUUUAUAUUCAUUAAUAUUGCCAUAAUGUUUUUUUUUUAGUAGUCUUUUAGUGGAGGUGCUCAAAUAAUUUAAUGCUUGUAUUUGAUUUACUGUAUGCUUUAAAGCAGGUUCUCUCAAAUGUUAAAUUACUAUGGGAACAAAUAAAUUGCUAAUUAAAGCAUGGGUGUGUAUAAGAAAUCGGAAUUGAGAAACAGCUUUGAAAAAAGAUUCAGGAACAGUGAAUUGAAGACAGAAAAGCAAUUAAGAGUCAGGUGGCAACAAGAGUUAUGUAGCUAGGUAGAGCACCCUCCAUCAAUUAUGGUAAUAGGUGGCAGCUCUUAGCAGAGCUUGAAUAAAUGGAGAAGCUUAGGGAUGAAACUAAACCAAACCUGACCCAGGAGAGAGAACUAGUGUAUAAGGUAGGGGGCAAAACAAAGACACUGUGUCAGAAAUAUUACCCUGCACUUGGGUGCCAGGUAAGCAAUGGAGCGCUUUGUGCGUGUUCCCUAUGGCUUGUACCAGGGAUAUGGGAACACAAUGCCCUUGGGCCAGCCUGGACUCUCUGAGCACAAACAGCCUGACUGGAGGCAAAACACUGGCCGCCCCACUUUCCUGGCCAGGCCAGGGCUGCUGGUGCCUGCAAACACGUCUGACUGCUACAUGGACCCUUACAAGAGGGCGCAGCUUAAAGCUAUUCUCUCCCAGAUGAACCCCAACCUGAACCUGCGCUUAUGCAAAGCCAACACCAAGGAGAUGGGUGUGCAGGUGAGCCCUCGUGUGGACAAGUCCGUGCAGUGCUCACUGGGGUCACGCACCCUACGCAGCCUCUGUCCUUUGAACAGUACCGGUCACAAGACACCCCCACCAGCCUGGGGUGCCUCUUCACUAGUGGUCAGCCACAGGAGUGUCAACCAAGUGUGGAAGGAUGGGGACGACAAGGAGAAGGCUCUUUCAAGUCCUGUGGAAGCCAAGCAGCAGCAGCAGCCAAAGUCAGAAGAGGAGAAGCAGGAGAAUCUCUUGCCACAGGAUGACUUGGGGGAGAAAGGUGCGGGGGAUCCACCAGAAAAAAAGAAUAUGGGAGCCCAGGAUGACACCGUUCAUCAGCAUGGGAAACCCAACUUCCAGUUUCUGGAGCCAAAAUAUGGCUAUUUUCACUGUAAAGAUUGUAAGACCAGAUGGGAGAGUGCUUAUGUAUGGUGUAUUUCUGGAACCAAUAAGGUUUAUUUUAAACAGCUCUGUUGCAAAUGCCAAAAGAGUUUCAACCCUUAUCGAGUAGAAGCAAUCCAAUGUCAGACCUGCUCAAAAUCUCGUUGCUCCUGUCCUCAAAAGAAAAGACAUAUUGAUCUAAGGAGGCCUCAUCGACAGGAACUCUGUGGUCGCUGCAAAGACAAGAGAUUCUCCUGUGGCAAUAUUUACAACUUCAAGCACAGCAUCUGACAGACAGUAUGUCUUGUACAGGAUACCUGAACCCUUUUUUGUAACUACUUUACUGUUCUACUAUUAUGCAGUUUAGCCCUGACCUAUUAUUAAACAUGGAUUAGGCUUUUGUACUUUUGUAUAAGAGUUGUACAGUGUGAAUAGGGUAAA
This is a messenger RNA of Erinaceus europaeus (western European hedgehog), 2150 nucleotides long. RefSeq names its product zygote arrest 1 like (gene ZAR1L). Gene Ontology annotation, molecular function: mRNA base-pairing post-transcriptional repressor activity. The record is from RefSeq and is a predicted model, not a curated record. Gene Ontology annotation, biological process: translation. NCBI's taxonomy places the organism in Eukaryota, Metazoa, Chordata, Mammalia, Eulipotyphla, Erinaceidae. Gene Ontology annotation, cellular component: cytoplasm. The coding region runs from base 1047 to 2000 and encodes 317 amino acids. The transcript has 4 exons.